CCUGCCAACCACGAGGAGUCCAGGGAAGAAAAGCGGAGCAUAGGCGCCUAUAACCCACGCCUCCCACGCCUUUUCCAGCCCGAGAUCGCCCAGGCAGGGAUGGGCGACAAGAUCUGGCUGCCCUUCCCGGUGGUCCUCUUGGCCUCUCAGCUGCUGCCUGGGGCGGCCGGCUUCACGCCCUCCUUAGACAGCGACUUCACUUUCACUCUUCCGGCCGGCCAGAAGGAGUGUUUCUACCAGCCCAUGCCCCUGAAGGCCUCGCUGGAGAUCGAGUACCAAGUUUUAGAUGGAGCAGGAUUAGAUAUUGAUUUCCAUCUUGCCUCUCCAAAAGGAAGAACCUUAGUUUUUGAACAAAGAAAAUCAGAUGGAGUUCACACGAUAGAGACUGAAGGUGGUGACUACAUGUUCUGCUUUGAUAAUACAUUCAGCACCAUUUCUGAGAAGGUGAUUUUCUUUGAAUUAAUCCUGGAUAAUAUGGGAGAACAGGAGCAAGAACAAGAGGACUGGAAGAAAUACAUUACUGGCACAGAUAUGUUGGAUAUGAAAUUGGAAGACAUUCUGGAGUCCAUCAACAGUAUCAAGUCCAGACUAAGCAAAAGUGGUCAUAUCCAAACUCUGCUUAGAGCAUUUGAAGCUCGUGAUCGAAACAUACAAGAAAGCAACUUUGAUAGAGUAAAUUUCUGGUCUAUGGUUAAUUUAGUGGUAAUGGUGGUAGUGUCAGCCAUUCAAGUAUAUAUGCUUAAGAGUCUAUUUGAAGAUAAGAGGAAAAGUAGAACUUAAAACUCCAAAGUAGAGUACUUAACAUUCAAAAAAAGGGGCAGAAAAAUGCAAUAAACUGUUACAGUCAAGACCAUUAAUAGUUGCUUGCAAAACGUUUUCAGGCAUUACCGUAAGUGUGAAAUAAAUAUUAAUUUUAACGUGAAAGGAAAGGCUUCACUUUCAUCUGUGCAAGUAAUCUUAUUGUUCCAGUUGUACUUAAGUGUAUAACAAGUAUUUUGCAGGUAUAAAUGAAUGAAGCCAUAUUAAUAACGGCAGUUUCCUACAUUUGAAAAAAUUUUGCAAAUGUCAUAGGUGAUUUAAAUAAAUGAACUUUGGGCCUAAAUGUAACACUGAACUAUGUUUUUAAAAGAUUGUUACCCAGAAGUUUCUUUGUAAAUGUGGCAAUUACAAAUUAACUGUAGAAGUUUUUCAAUAUAUUAAGUUAUAAAUCAUCUGAGAAUUACCUAAUCAUGGAUAUCUUUAGAAGACAAAGACUCAACUUUUCUCUUUUUACAUAUGUAUCUCCUAAAUGUAAAUAGAAACAUAGCUGUGAAAAACAGAUAUGUGGGAUUUUUAUAACCAAAUAUAUUUCAUUUUAAUAGCAAAUAGUUUUAUAUACCUAGCUUACAUUCCCAAAAGCUGACAUUUUGAAUAAUUCUUAAAAAUGCUAAGUCAUACUUAUUAAAAUUAGGACAGAUUUUCUCUUUGAAGAAUAAAGAUUGCUCCCAGUCUCUAUAGGAAUACAUUCUGUCUAAUCCUUAACCAAAAUAUAGAUUUUAAAAUUAAAUGUGAGGGAAAAUCAUUUUAUUUUUAUAUUAUCAACAGUGUUAUGUUAGUUUUAACGUGUUUACUGACUUGGAUAAUACAUUAAUACCAGCAGUUGUGAAGGAAAUAUUGCUAAAAGGAUCUGGACCUAAUGUAAGUAAAUAUCACUUUUGUGUUCUCAAAAUCAGUAAGAAAAGAAUAAACUCAAUAUAAAAGAAUUUAGAGAAUAUCCUUUCAAAAUAAAGUUCACUUAAACUAUAAAUAAAGUAUUUGGAAUCUGAUUGGCUCAUAAUGACUCAAUCCUAGUAUAAAUUAUGAGAUUAAUUUCCAGUUAACUGGAAGAAACUGGGUUUUAUUUUUUUACAAUUGUUUUAUUCUGUUUUGAAUUAUCAUUUAUAAGUAUUCAGGUACAUUUUACAAAACAUAAGCCCUACUGGGUAUAAAUUUUAUUUUUAUUACAACUUUAUUACAACUUUCAUAAAGUGACCUUUCUGAUCACUUUAUUUGACAUUCAGAUAAGGAUUAGAAACCCACAGAAGUUUAAAAACUCAAUAUGUGAAUAACCCUAUAGUCUCUGCCAUCCUGUCUUACUCAAGUACUAAUAAUUUAAUGAAUUAAAUAGAAUUUUUAGGUUAUACCCGUUUGUAAUAUUGUUUAUGACAUAUACAAGUUAGAAACAAUCAACUUAUAAACUUGAGUGUAGAACAACCUCUGUGGGUUAGUACUGCUGGAAUUCUUAAUAAGCAAUAAUGAUAUCCAGAGAGAAUGCUUUCAUCUAUAAUUUACACUCAAGAGUGGUACAAAAAGAGAUAUUUCCCUCCUUCUUAUAUAUUUCCCUCUAUUCUUCUUCAGAAAAGAAGUUUAGAUUUCCCAACUCUGAAGCUUUUUAAAAAUGAGAUAAGGUAUUAUUACCUUAAUUGGUCAAGAAAAUGCUCCUAAGUGUCCAGGAGUAGCCCCUAUAACACAUGCAAAACAAGGGCCAAUAAGAUUUUUGCUUAUGAAGAGCCCUCCUUUUUCCCCUUCUGAUACACUCAUAAUAAGAAGCAAACUUAAAGUACUAUAGCUAAUAAAACAGUACAGAUAUAAACUACUGCAUCUUUUCUAUAAAACUGUGAUUAAGAAUUCUACCUCUUACGUAUAGCUGGUUACUGUACUGUACUGAUUCUUUACCUAACAAUAAAUUUGUUACAUCACCUUCUA
This is a messenger RNA of Aethalodelphis obliquidens (Pacific white-sided dolphin), 2724 nucleotides long. Its product is annotated as transmembrane emp24 domain-containing protein 5. Lineage: Eukaryota; Metazoa; Chordata; Mammalia; Artiodactyla; Delphinidae. The record is from RefSeq and is a predicted model, not a curated record. The coding region runs from base 100 to 780 and encodes 226 amino acids. The transcript has a single exon.